Molecule: messenger RNA, 929 nt
Organism: Camelina sativa (false flax)
Lineage: Eukaryota; Viridiplantae; Streptophyta; Magnoliopsida; Brassicales; Brassicaceae
Source: RefSeq, a predicted model, not a curated record
CCAGUCACAACGUCAGUAGAUACGUUAGCUUUGCAUAAUUACUUUGAACAUUCUCAUUACCUCGUAUCAGUUUAUUCGUUAUAUAUAGCCAUUACUUUCAUUAUCAAUUCUCAUCAAACAAGAACAUAAAUCAUCACACAACAAUGGCUAGAGAAGAACAGAGCAGCAGAUGGAGUCUUCAAGGCAUGACCUCUCUAGUCACUGGCGGAACCAAAGGCAUUGGGCAUGCUAUAUUAGAGGAACUUGCAGGCCUUGGGGCAACGAUACAUACGUGUGCCAGAGACGAGUCUCAGCUUAACCAAUGCUUAAAAGAAUGGGAAACGAAGGGCUUCAAAGUCACAGGAUCAGUCUAUGAUAUAUCAUCCCAUACCGAUAGAGAGAAACUGAUGCAAAAUGUCUCCUCUCUGUUUGAAGGCAAACUCAACAUCCUCAUAAACAAUGUAGGGACAUGUGUGACAAAGCCAACCACAGAAUCUACAGCUGAGGAUUUCUCAUAUCAAAUCUCACCAAAUUUGGAGUCUGCAUACCAUUUGUGUCAGCUUGCUCAUCCUCUACUCAAAUCCUCUGGAUCUGGAAGCAUCGUCUUCAUUUCCUCUGCUGCUGGAGUUGUCUCAUGUAGCGUUGGAUCCAUCUAUGGUGCAACCAAAGGAGCUAUCUGCCAGUUGGCGAGGAACUUAGCGUGCGAAUGGGCUGGAGACAACAUUAGGGCUAACUCUGUUGCUCCUGGAGUCAUUGCAACUCCUCCAGCUAAAACUUUUAUACAAGGAGAAGAGUUUGCAAAGAGCAUUGCGCCCAAUAUACCGAUGCGGCGUGCUGGAGAGCCAGAAGAAGUGGCUGCAAUGACUGCGUUUCUGUGUCUUCCUGCAGCUUCUUACGUUACAGGCCAAACCAUAUGUGUUGAUGGAGCUCUCUCCGUUCAUGCCUUCUAA